CUUGAGAAAAUUAUAAACAAAUCUCAAGUUUCAUACCUAUCCAUGGAAAGACAAAGGAGUUGCAGAAACGAAGACACAUAACCCAUACCUUAUUUUCUCAAUUGAAAGUGUAAAAUAUUCUCAGUUUGCUUUGCUUUGCUUUGAACAAGAGACUUCCAUCCCUUAUUUCACUCACAAAAAGCUCUUCACUUUUGUUCAAGAACCCUUGUCAUGGCUUCCAUAACUCAGGCGCAAACCCUUUUCAAAAACCCCCAAUUAGGAUCACGAAAGCUUUCUACUGUUUUCUUCCCAAUCGCGAUAGGUAGACCCUUGAAAUCGUUCUUGGGAGGAGUCUCUAUGGCGACGGUGAAGAGAAACAUGGUGGCUUCGGCUACUUCUGCCGCGGAGAAGGAGAAGAAGCGGUAUCCCGGUGAGUCAAAAGGUUUUGUUGAGGAAAUGAGGUUUGUGGCUAUGAAAUUGCAUACGAAAGAUCAGGCUAAAGAAGGAGAAAAGGUAUCUGAAGCUCCACCUGUUGCUAAAUGGGAUCCUUCAAUUGAUGGUUAUCUUAGAUUCCUAGUUGAUAACAAGUUGGUUUAUGAUACACUUGAAACAAUUGUCCAGAAAGCCUCUUUUCCCGAAUAUGGUGAAUUUAUUAACACAGGUUUAGAAAGGUCAGAGAGUUUGAAAAAAGAUCUUGAAUGGUUCACAGAACAGGGUUAUACAAUUCCUGAGCCAUCAUCUCCCGGUGUUACUUAUGCUAAUUAUCUUAAAGAACUUUCUGAAAAGGAUCCUCAAGCUUUUAUCUGUCAUUUCUAUAAUGUUUAUUUUGCUCAUAGCGCAGGAGGAAGAAUGAUUGGCAAGAAGGUGGCAGAGAUGAUACUAGAUAAGAAGGAAUUAGAAUUUUACAAAUGGGAUGGAGAACUUCCCCAGUUAUUGCAGAAUGUUAGGGAUAAGCUGAAUAAAGUUGCUGAAAACUGGACUAGAGAGGAGAAGAAUCAUUGUCUAGAAGAAACAGAGAAAUCAUUCAAGUAUUCUGGAGAUAUUCUUCGAUUGAUUCUAUCGUCAUGAUGAUAUGAUUAUGGUUAUCUGUAAAACACGUGAAGUAUGAGUUUUAUAACACUCGUUUUGUACUCUUGAACUCAUCUUUCCUUUUUUUUCUUCUCAUAAUAAUCAUGUAAUAAGUUUAACUUUUAUGGAUAUGAUUUGUUUUAGUUCUA
Molecule: messenger RNA, 1196 nt
Organism: Impatiens glandulifera
Lineage: Eukaryota; Viridiplantae; Streptophyta; Magnoliopsida; Ericales; Balsaminaceae
Product: heme oxygenase 1, chloroplastic-like
Exons: 4
Coding region: 211-1047 (278 amino acids)
Biological process (GO): heme oxidation; phytochromobilin biosynthetic process
Molecular function (GO): heme oxygenase (decyclizing) activity
Source: RefSeq, a predicted model, not a curated record